CAUAGUUGCAUUUACUACACAAAACUUGAUUGGAAGUAAGAAGGAAAAGAAGUUAAGUGUCUCAUUUUGAUUAAGUCCAUUAUUUAUUAGAAGCUAUAGCAUUUCCAAUCAUGACUUCGUUAGUUCCAUUGGCAACAGAACAGCAAAACUACGUAGCCAUGCAGGAGGCAGUUCGUGAAGAAGGCUUAAAUGUGACACCAGAUGAGAUUUUUCUAUCUACAGUCGGAGGACAUGAUGCCAAGAAUCGUGUUCAUGGUGUUGGAGAUCUCGCACGGAGCCUACCACGAAUGCAUGCAAGUGAGGCAAGACGUGCUAGCACCAGCUCUAUGUGGGACCCUCGAGAUGAUGAGAUCCGGAGGUUGAGAGAAGAGCUAGAUGAAAUUAGAGCUUCCCAAGCGCGUGAAUUAUUGUCGAUUAGAGAAGAGAUGACCCGAAUUUAUGGAGAAAUUUUCCCACGUGGAAAUGGAGAUGGCGGUGGAGAUGGAGGAGGGGCGGGGUUUGCAGGGGCUUGUUGAGUGUUUUAUUAGAAUUGAAGAACAAUAUAUUAAACUUAAGUUUUAUGAUUAUCUAAGUGAGUUUGACAGUUUAGCACAUAUGAGACCAGAGCACAUAUCUCCACAACAACAUAAUAAAAGUCAUCAACUAAGGUCAAGCAAAUAUCUAAGACAAACAUUCCAAAGUAUCAAAAGUUUUCUCUUUAUGCAUUCUUAUCAGUUUGACUCGCUUUGAUUGCAUAGAAAUAGAUCCUGAAAAAACAUAUGUAGUAUGAGCUAAAAAUUCAAUAAGAAAAACUUAUAUCCAACAUAAUUUUCCUCUUUUAGUUUCUAAUUAGUUUAAAGGCAACUUCGAAGCGCAAAUAGCAAAGUAACUAACAUUCCCUUCUCUAGCAGAAUCAUAACAACAUACACCCCUUGCUGAAGAAGCAAUAAAUUGAAAAUCAUCAUACCUCAAAGAAAUAUAAUCCACAUCCCAGCAUUAAAAUAGCCAUCUUCUUAAGAACCUCUAUCAGUCUCCCACUCUUCUCCACAUUCUUAUGAAGGUGGAUGAUGAGCUGUAUGCAUAGGUUAGACCUCAAGGCCUGAAGUGUAACCUAGAUUCUUACUCCAAUGAGAGUUUUCUAGCUCAUUGUCUGAGCCUAGCUUAUUGUUUGAGUUGGAGCAUCCAUGAAAAGUAGAAGUUUGGGUGUUGGCUAUACUUGGCAAUCGGGUCAAUGAGUUUGGUUCCGGUUUGGUUCUUUUCAGUUCGGGUCUCUUUUGAAUAUACACUAGUAUGGUAC
This is a messenger RNA of Cuscuta campestris, 1276 nucleotides long. NCBI's taxonomy places the organism in Eukaryota, Viridiplantae, Streptophyta, Magnoliopsida, Solanales, Convolvulaceae. The record is from the annotation of a GenBank genome assembly.